This is a messenger RNA of Aphis gossypii (cotton aphid), 1730 nucleotides long. RefSeq lists its product as uncharacterized. The record is from RefSeq and is a predicted model, not a curated record. The coding region runs from base 347 to 979 and encodes 210 amino acids. The transcript is spliced from 8 exons. NCBI's taxonomy places the organism in Eukaryota, Metazoa, Arthropoda, Insecta, Hemiptera, Aphididae.
GCUUGUCGGCGUUAAAAUAUCGGCGUACGACGACGGCGUAUACGUAUGCGGCACCAUUUGCCUCCAUCGGUGCAGCGCACCACAUGAAAAAUGCCGUCGUCUUAUUAAGAAAAUUAAUGGUACAUACCGAAGGAAGCCGCCGCACAUUUGCUGUACCGUCAACGCGACGGCGAACAGAACCCAAUAAGUAAACCAUCGGUUGUCCGGCGACACGGACGAGCGGUGGUCGGCGGCCGGCAACUUUUCGACGGUGCGCAUCAUCAGCGCGGUGGUCGCGUAAGCGGGAUACGCGAAUCCCAGCAGGUCGCUGACCAGCGCCGAGUACAGGCUGCCCGGGAUCAGGAACAUGCACGUGGCGCAAACCACGCCGAAGAACAGCUUCAGGCGGCUGAUGCCGGUCCUGUCCUCGGCCCAGGAAAACAGGCCGUUCCAAGGUCUGGAGAUGGCGCGCAACGCGGCGUCGAUGUCGUUCAAGGCGGAUAACACGUUCGCGGACAUUGCGUACGUCGCAGACUACAAUCUUGAAAUGGAUCUGGCAACAUUAAUGACUUAUUUUGAGCGCUUUUGGAUGGAUCAAGUAACUCCACUGAGAUUUACUGUAUACAGGCUCCAACAUAGGACUAACAAUUUUAUUGAGUCAUACCAUUCUUCGCUCUUACGGCUCAUGGGACAACGUCCACAAUUAUAUAGAUUUUAUGAUAAUUUAAGAACAAUAGAACUUAGAGCAAGAAAUGACUUUACUAGAGCAUUAAAUGGUCAAAGAGUAAGACAAUCAGAUUAUAGGAUUUAUCCACAAAACAACACAACUAUAAAUAAUGCGUGGUUUAAUGUGGAAAAUGGGAGGUACACGUUGGAAGACUUUUUAAGGAAUGUUUCUUAUACUCCAGAACGGAUACUCAGAAAUGAAUUGGGAGAGCCAAAUUUUGAGCCACGACCAGCUGCUAAUGUUCAACCACUACCACAACCCCUCAACCACUAAUAUUGGGCCCUCUACGUCCGCCUUCACCACUCCCAGUUUUGCCACUUCAAAACAGGGUCAUAAAUAUUCGUGGAAGAGGAAAUAGGGGAAGAGCAAAUAUAAGACGAGGUCGAAUAAAUGGUCGUGGAGUUGCAGAAGCUUGGGCAGAGUUUUAUCGUGAUCUAAACAAUGUACUAGAACCAGAACUAGAACCACAAUCAGAACCACAAUCAGGUCAAGAAAUUAUAGAAAAUCCAAUUGUUUUAGAAGUAUGCAUAAUUUGCAUGGAAGGAGUGGCAAAUAUUAUAUGCCAGCCAUGUUGUCAUGCAUUUUGCAACACUUGUGUAACAAUAAGACUCUUGGAGGAAAAUUUUAAUACUUGUCCAUUGUGCAGGAGAUAUGUAGACGAGUACAGAGGAUAUGUACCAUAAUAAUAUUUUUUUAAUUUUUAAACAUACAUACCUAUUAAUAUGUAAAGUUAAAUUUAGUUUAAUAUAUAUAUAAACUUUCUAAUGUAAUGAACAAAGACUUUUUCCUUAUUUAAAUACUGUAUAUUUGUGACCUGUUAUUUUAUUUCCUAGUAUUUUGUAAUGUCAUCUUGAGACUUCAUAUACGAUAUACCUAAAUGUAUUAGGCAUGAAUAAAAUUGGAUUUGUGAAAAAUAAUGAUUCAAAUUUAAAAUUGAAUGCUGAUAUAAUUUAAAUAAGUAUAUGUUGUAAUGUACCUCCUAUAAUAUGUGAUUAUACUUGCAUACUGCAUAGUCAAUAUGAAA